This is a messenger RNA of Macroventuria anomochaeta, 999 nucleotides long. RefSeq names its product polysaccharide lyase family 1 protein. The coding region runs from base 1 to 999 and encodes 332 amino acids. The transcript has 4 exons. The record is from RefSeq and is a predicted model, not a curated record. Gene Ontology annotation, molecular function: pectate lyase activity. NCBI's taxonomy places the organism in Eukaryota, Fungi, Ascomycota, Dothideomycetes, Pleosporales, Didymellaceae.
AUGAAACUCUCCACAACUCUCUUCCUUCUUGCGGCUUCGCUGGUUUCAGCAGCGCCGACUCCAACGCUCGAGGAAGGUGCUGAAAAGGUGCUGGUGAAGAGAGCAAGUAUCACUGAUGCUGCUAAUAUCGGUUAUGCUACGCAGAAUGGAGGUACCAAGGGCGGUGCUGGUGGAGCAACCACUACCGUGAGCACACUACCUCAGCUCUCUGCCGCAGCAAGCGCUGCGGGUGCUCGCAUUAUUGUCGUUCAAGGUGGCAUCAGUGGUACGGCCAAGGUAUCCGUCACAUCAGACAAGACUAUCGUUGGAAAGGCUGGUAGCUCCCUGACUGGAAUCGGUCUCACCAUCCUUAGCCAGAAGAACGUAAUCGUCAGGAACCUAAAGAUCUCCAAGGUCCUUGCCGCUUAUGGAGAUGCCAUUACCAUCAACGAAUCAACGAACGUCUGGGUCGACCACUGCGACCUCUCCGGCGAUGAGACAGUCGGAAAAGACACCUACGAUGGCUUAGUCGAUCUGUCGCACGCAGCAGACUUCGUAACCAUCUCGCACACUUACUUGCACAACCAUUCCAAAGGCACACUAGUAGGCCACUCGGACUCCAACGCUGCCGAAGACACCGGCCACCUCCGCGUAACCUACGCCAACAACCACUUCUACAAAGUCGCCUCGCGCGGCCCACUGCUGCGCUUCGGCACCGCCCACAUCUUCAACAACUACUACGACGAGCAGGACACGGGCGUGAAUACGCGUAUGGGUGCGCAGGCAUUGGUGCAGAGCACUGUGUUCGAGAAUAGUGGGAAAAAGAUGGUGUAUACGGAGAGCAGCGCUAAGGAUGGGUAUGCGGUGGUCAUUGAUACGAUUUUUGGUGGUGACAGUGCGAAUACGGCGCCGAAGGGGACGUUGAGUGCAAGCAGCUUCCCGUAUUCGUACUCGUUAUUGGGCAGUGCGAACGUCAAGGCUGCGGUGACAAAGGAGGCGGGGCAGAAGCUUGCCAUCUGA